AUGAGACAUUCUCAUAAACGUGAAGAUCGACCAAAGAGUCCGUACACGACCGACAAUAAAUAUAAUGAAAAAGACUCUAGGCAUGCGGACUUUAUAAAUACUAGAACUUUAUGUAAGUUUGCACUUUUCAUACGAAAGUGGUUAAUCACCUUUGGCAUAACGUUCUUUGAAUUUCAACCAGAAAGGCUCAGGAACAGAAAUGAAAAUUCGUAUUUAUCUGUGAAUCGGAAUAGUGAAUCUGAAUUAGAGUCGUCUACAAGUUCAUCCAGCUCUGGUUCGUCUUUACGACCUUGGAUGGCGGCAUACGAUGAUGGCGAUGAUGAUGAAGACGACGAGGAGGAAAACGAAAUAGAUGCUAUGGCUCUAGCCUUAACACCAACUCAGAUAGAGCCCCAUCAGCAAAGUAUUAAGCCUAAUUGAUAAGUUUUUUAGAUUGAUGUGUAGACUUUUAAUUAACUGGACGCUUUUAAGAUUAUUACCACUGUUGUUGGCAAGGAUUUGUUCAUAUAAAUUCAUUUGCAAGGCAAACACCUUAUGUGAACUUGUAAAGUCGUAAUGUAAGGACC
Molecule: messenger RNA, 566 nt
Organism: Ruditapes philippinarum (Manila clam)
Lineage: Eukaryota; Metazoa; Mollusca; Bivalvia; Venerida; Veneridae
Exons: 4
Coding region: 1-420 (139 amino acids)
Source: RefSeq, a predicted model, not a curated record